This is a messenger RNA of Dichomitus squalens LYAD-421 SS1, 1389 nucleotides long. RefSeq lists its product as uncharacterized. Lineage: Eukaryota; Fungi; Basidiomycota; Agaricomycetes; Polyporales; Polyporaceae. The coding region runs from base 1 to 1278 and encodes 425 amino acids. Gene Ontology annotation, molecular function: RNA binding. The record is from RefSeq and is a predicted model, not a curated record. The transcript is spliced from 4 exons.
AUGUCUUCAUCCACCUCUGGCAGCUCUUCCGACUCAGAGCAGCGUAUAUCUGCACCCGAUCAACCUCGAAAAAGGAAACGUCUCUCUGAAGACGAAGAUGAUCACGACUCCGAUAGUCAGAGCGAAUCCGACGAUUCGGAUAGCUCUCAUGAUACUGAACCCGACGCCGAAGAGGAGGAGCCCGUUCUCUCUCGUGCCGAAAGGCGCAGACAGAAGAAAAAGGAAGAGCGCGCCGCAAAGAAGUCUGCUACCGUAGCUAAUGGUGACGGCAGCAAGAAGGGGAAAGAGAAGGUGCAGAACACGGCCGACCUCCCUCCCUCCAAAGUGUCUAAACGCCAGAACUCGGUGUGGGUCGGCAACCUCUCGUUCAAAACCACGCCUGCGUUAUUGCGGAGCUUCUUCGAGGGAGUCGGGGAGAUCACUCGAAUACACAUGCCUACGAAGAUGGCGCAUGGUGGACCGGAUGGCAAGCCGCGGAAGGAGAACCGAGGUUUUGCGUAUGUGGACUUUGCAACGCCUGACGCGAAGGCCGUUGCAAUCACCAUGUCUGAAAAGCCUCUAGAGGGAAGACGCUUGCUCAUCAAAGACGGUGACGACUUCGCCGGUCGUCCUGCGACCGCGGCUACGGAUGGUGCAGAGGCACCAGGGGGAGCGAAAACCACCGGACUCACCAAAACUGCGCAAAAGAUACUGAGCGUCCAGAAACAGCCACCAGGGCCGACGCUCUUUCUUGGUAACCUCGGGUUCGACACGACAGAGGACUCCAUCCGUGAGCUCCUGGUGUCUCACCGGGCCACAGACCCCCUGGCGGAAGACAAGUGGAUUCGUAAGAUCCGUCUUGGUACUUUCGAGGAUAGCGGAAAGUGCAAAGGAUGGGCUUUUGUCGACUUCACGGCUACUGAGCACGCGACUUCGGCCUUGACAAAUCCCAGGAAUCAUCACCUCAACGGGCGGAAGCUCGUCGUUGAAUACGCUUCGCCCGAAGCUGUCCGUCGGGGCGGUGGAGGUGCCCCUCGAGAGAAGAAGCCGAAGGAAGUGGGACAAGGAAUGAAGCGGGAGCGUCCAGCCCGAAAGACCAAGGACGACACCGAAAAGGAAGUAGGGGGCAAGGAGGCCGAGCGUCCGAUGAAGAAGCGACGCUCCGAGGGAGGAGAGGAGGGUAAGCCUAGGGGCAAAGAGCGCAGAGUCGCGCGAUCAAAGCCCGGUGCAGCCCUCGCGAUGGCGAAACGUGAAGACCCUUCUAUCGUACCCAGUCAAGGGAAGAAGAUCGUAUUCUAGUACACAUCCCUGCGGCCCAUCUGCGGUGUUGCUUCACGUACUUGCCUGUUUGAUCCAACGACGUCUUCUCCGCCUGCAUCCCCGCCAAACCUGUGAGUGGGCAUGGUAUGU